AUGGACAUCAGGCUCCUCGCGGACGAGAAGCCAUGGGCGUCACAGGGCCCUUCCCAAGAAGACCCAGGAGGCAACGGGAGCCCCAGCGCCAGCUUGGGGACCAGUGCGAAAGAGCCUGCACCUCUGGCUGCAUCCCCGGACCCUGCACCCGACCAUCCAUGGGUCACCGCCUGCCAAGCCCACCGCCAGAAGGCCCAGCCCUGUGUGCUCACCACCAACAAGCGGCUGCAGGAAGGAAGUCACCACAGCGAGAUCGCCAGCAGGGAGCCCCGCUGGGGCCCGAGGGACAGCCGUCGGAUCAGCCUGGACACAGCCCUGGACCCAGGGGCGGACGGGGCUGGCGCAGGAGCUGGGGCGCCCAGGCUGGGGCAGUUCCUGUCGGGGCAGUUCCGUCUAAAGAAGGUCGGAGUGACGUCCCCGACCUGCAGCGGGUGUGGGGGUGUAAGAGGCGAUCCUGCCGGAGCCUGGGCCUGGGUGCAGAACCGAGGCCUGCAUCGGGGUGCAGGGAGGCCCCCGGCCGGAGUGGGGCCGGGCCGGGCCGGAGGGAUCGCGGACGCUCGGGACUCGCGCCCGGGCCGCACUGGGCGGAAGCCAGCGGCGGGCCGCGGCGCCUACCUUUGGCCGGGGGCGCGCCGGCGGGCGGGCUCGGGGCGGGCGACUCCAUGGCGCGGCGGGUCCGGCGGCGGGACUAGUCCCGAGGGCAAUGGACUCCCCGCGGGCGGAGCAGGCGCAUGGCUGCGGCCGGGCGGCCGGGACGGAGGAGCGCGGCCGGCGGAGCGAGGGAGCGGCGGCGCCGGCGGCCCAGUGACAGGCGCGGGAGGGACUGAGCGGCGCCGGGGCCGGGGCGGAAGACGCGACGCACGACCCGCCCCUCACACCGAGGCCCCUCCGUCUCCAGGGCCCGGCCCCAGCCUAUCAGACGCCGGCCUGGCCCUGCCUGUCAAGCACCAUCCUCGCCCUCCGUUGGCCCAGAACCCGGCUCCUCCCCCUCUCACGCCCGCCAGUCGCCUGGAAGCCCAGCCCCCAGCCGGUCCUCCCUCCCGGGCCGGACCUCGUCCCGAGCGCGGCCGGCGGACGUCAGCCGGCUCCCUGCCGGGCGUGCGGCCCCCCGAGUGCGUCAUCCGGGAACAGCCCGGCUCUCCGAGGGGCCCGCGGGCGUGGGGAAGCGGGAAGGAAGUGGGUGGAAAACCAUGAGCUAUGGAUGCAGACAGGUAUGGGUUCCAGUGUCAACUCGGCCACUCACGGGAAGUCACUGAGCAGCUCCGUGCCGCCCCGUGGGACAAGGAGGCCUCUCUGGAAGGGGUUCCUGAGCUCGGGCUGAGGAAUUGCUGGCUCACAGCCGGGCCCUCACUAACUGCCCAGGAAAUGUUUGUAAACACUGCGGGCCGCCUCCUGCAGGAAGCCAUGCUGGCCUUCCCACUGCUGGUGUCUAGAGUGGCCCAGAGCACUCCGUCCGAAUGGGCUCUGCGGCCUUGGGCCUUCGCUUCCUCUCAGGACCUGCUGCUUCUCCAUCUGAAGGUGGGCACCAGGAGCAGCUCCCCUGGCAGGACUGCCAGCUGGGCCCGGUGGGCUUUCUGGGUUCAGGUCCUGCCGGCCAGUCGGACUCCCACUCCUGCCACGUUCCCCUGCCUUCUGCUCCUGGGCCUUCCUGCUGCCCCUUGCACAUACCAAUCCAGGUCCUGAUGCAGGGCCGCCACCCCUGCAAGCUGUCCCCUCUGCUGGAACAUCUUCCCCGACCCUCUCUCAUCGUCACUCCUGGGGCUGGUUCCCUGCCAUCCUGCAGGCCUUCUCCUACGGGCCUUCCUAGUCACUCCCCAGAUCAGCGUUAAUUCUCCGCACGGCACCGUGCGCCAGUCUCUCUCCCGCUGCGCUGUGGGCCCCUCCUGGGCAGGAAUCUUGCCAACUCAUUCUCUGCGGUUUUCCUGAUGCACAGCCCAGGGCCGAGCACAUGGAAGGUGUCUAAUAAAUAUUUGAGGAAUAAACAAAGGAAGGACGGAAACAUGCCACAGAUAUCGAUGAAAUGCCUCGAGGCCCAUGCUGACCUCCCAGGCACCCAUAUGACUCAGACAGGCCCUCCAGUUGGAGACAUUGACAAGGUUAGUCAGGGAGCCGGACAGACAGCCCAAGAAUUACAAAACUCCAUGAGGGUGUUAUAAAUAGAUGCAUGAGCAAGAGUCCCAGGAAGACGCCAGACUCCACCUGGGUGAGGUCAGGGAAGGCUCCUCAGAGGAGGGGACUUUAAGACUAGACCUUGAAGGAUCUGUAGGAGCUUCUCAGGCAAAGAAGCUAGAGUCUCCCUAGAAAGGGUUGUAGGUACGAAAGGGGCCGCACAGGAGGGCCAGUGGGGAGCACCACAGGAGAGCUGUUUCUCAGCUACUGCAGCAAUAUCUGCCAGCCGCCCUCUGCCUGGAAGUAGUACAGUGAGGCCGGGGGACCCCACCGCCAUUCAGAAACCAAGAGGGCAUUUGACGGUCACAACAGCUGCUCUUACCCUGAUUCUGAGAAGAAAAGUCCCAAACACCCCUCUCUGCAGACUCCAGGGAACUGAGGCGUGGGAGGAAAGGGAGGGUGUAACCAAGCAUUGAUGUGGGUGUGAGCUGAGGGGCAGGACCUGGGGUGACAGAGGGCUGGAGAGAGGGUGGCCUGAACCCAGGAUCGGGGAAGCUCAUUCAUUCAUUGAACAACUAUUUAUUGAGCACGUACUGUGUGCCUAGUACGAGGGCACAACACUGAACUAGAUAGACACAACUCCCAGCCCUCCGGAGGUGACGGACUAGUGGGUGAGCCCCAGCAAAAUGCCCAAGUGCAAGCAGUCUGCCAGAGGAUGAUAAUUCCUAUGGAGAAAAGGAGGGAAAGGAAUAUGGAUGGAGACAGGGACAUGGAUGGGUGGGGCGGGGCCUGUAACUUUAAAGAGGGAGGUCUAAAACGCCUCCCUGGGAGGGAGGCUGAGCCUGAACCUGCGGAGGAGCCCUGAGGAUGUCUGGGGAGCACACGCCUGAGAUGGAUGGCCUGUAGGGGAACGACAGUGCGGCUGCAGGAGUGGGAGAUGCUGGGGCCCCUGCUCUCACCUCUGUGCUCUCUUGCUUAUUCACACACCUUGGCAUAGUCCCAGCCCCACGGACCCCUGUAAACCUACGUCCACACAGCCACGUGCAGGCACGGGGAGUGCCACACCUGCUCAGGUACAUCGCAGACAGUCCACAGGCACAGCUGCGCCUUCCUUCCCACCUUCCUGAAGCCGAGGUCUCCCCGGCCUGCUGACCCACAGCGCCCUCUGGUGGCCAGUUGUGGCGUGGUGCUGGCCACGCUGUGGGAGCUCUGGGCAGCGUCAGGGACCUCCCUCCUCUCCUCAGGGCUUCCUGGCCCCAGGCCCUCCACAUGCGGCCAGACAGAGCUUUCUGCAUCCAGGGCUGCGACUCCAGGACGUGCUGAGGCUCCCUAAGUGGGGAACAACCGCCAGGCGUCUCCCCAGCCCAGCAUCCCAACGCCAGCUCUACGCCCGGCACCUUUGCAAAGGCUGUUCCCGCAGCUGGGGAUGUGCUUCCUUGCAUUCUCCACCUGACUCAUUCCUACCCCCUUCACGAAGGACCAGCUUUGCCUGGUCAGUGGGGCUCAGUUGGUUGGAGUGUCAUUGCACAUACCAAAAGGUCACAGGUUCGAUUCCCAGUCAGGACACAUACCUAGGUUGCAGGUUCAAUCCCUGGCCCUAGUCAGGGCAUGUGCAG
Messenger RNA from Myotis myotis, 3725 nucleotides. Its product is annotated as collagen alpha-1(I) chain-like. The transcript is spliced from 4 exons. The coding region runs from base 1 to 1194 and encodes 397 amino acids. NCBI's taxonomy places the organism in Eukaryota, Metazoa, Chordata, Mammalia, Chiroptera, Vespertilionidae. The record is from RefSeq and is a predicted model, not a curated record.